UCGGACCACUACAAAUUUUUGGUUUAAUUGGAAGUCAUUUAAUUAAAGAUUUAAUUAAAGACUACAAUUAAAGACUAUUAUAUUUUGCAUUGUAAUAAAUUAAACCAGGAGGAAACUUGUAGAUGUUAUAUAUCAUAUGUAUACGGAUACGGAUACAGAUACAGAUAUCAUAUAUCAGAUGUUAUAUGGCAUUUCCUCAUCUAUGAUGAUUGUGGGUUGUGUUUCUCUGAACUGUAUGAACUGACACACUUUUUUUACCACAAAUGAGCAUAAAGCAAACGUAAUAUCAGCAGAGAAGGUUUCCUGCACAAGGGUACACAUUCGAACUAGCUUUAUUUCAGGCACACAGUAAAGGAAGAGAGUCACAGAGGCACAAUGUCUCUGGGACAGAACUUCAGCAGCAAUGAUACCUGUGAGAUCCAGGAUGUAGUCCCGUCACUCUUCUUGCCCAUCAGCUACGCUGUCAUUUGCUGUUUCGGGCUCCUCAGCAACACCAUCAGCAUCUUUGUUUUCUUCAUACGACGCCAUGCUGAUAGCUCCACGGCGGUGUAUAUGCGUCAUCUGACGCUGGCUGACUCGCUCUUGGUCCUGUGUUUGCCACUGAGGAUCUACUACCAUCACAAAGAGGGGCCUUUCUUCCUGUGCAAAGUGGUGGGCGUCUUCUUUUACAUCAACAUGUAUGCCAGCAUCUCCUUCCUCAGCCUGAUCAGCCUGGACCGCUACCUGAAGAUCGUCAAGCCAGUCUGGGUCUUCCGCAUACAGAAGGUGCUGUGGACCCACAUAGCCAGCUACAUCAUCUGGGGGGUUCUUUUCUUAGGAACUGGUCUGUUCUUUGUUAGUAACAAGCAGAAUCACCCAUGCGACAAGAUCUGCUUCCACUUCCACGAUAAGGGGCUGUUAGCUGGUAGCAUCAACCUGUCUGUGGUGGUGCUCUUUGGUGGCUUGUUUCUGGUUUUCAUCAUUUUCUAUGUGAAGAUAGCACUGAAGCUCAGAACUAUGGAGAUGGGAAAAGGUGACUCGAACGUACAAGACCGCAAGAAGAAGCUUGUGCGGAAAACUUUCUUGGUGCCUGCUAUAUUCACGCUCUGCUUCCUGCCAUACCAUUUGGUCAGAGCGCCAUAUGUUCUGGCCCAGAUGGGUGUGAUCAAAGAGCUGGAGAGCAAGCAGCUGUUGCACACCUGGAAUGAAAUCACCCUGCUUCUAUCUGCGCUCAACAGCUGCCUGGACCCUAUCAUUUAUUACUUUUUGUCCAGCAUAUACAGAAAGACAAUCCUAUGUGCCAUCCAGGGCAAGUUUAAAACCAUGUACGAUCUAAACAGGAGACGAAUUAGCAUUAAUCGAUCAAUUACGGAAAUUUAGCUCAGAGGAUUUAUUUGAGUUAAACAUAAUGUUGAGGAAAUACUUGUGACAUUUGCACAGACUGUACAGUAUAUACUGAAUUGUAAUGUUGAUGAUGUGGAAAAACAUUUUCUUUUAAAUCCUGAUAUGCUUUCAUAGCAGAUAGAUUAUAUCACUUAUCCAGAGACGUUUAUUACUCAUUUACUCAUGUAAGCUUUCCCUGUGAUUCAGAUGUCUGACCUUUUUAAAUGCCUUUAAAGGCCUUACAUUUUCUUUUGAGGUUGUGAGGGUGUCUUUAUGACGUUUUAAAAAUAUUUCGUGGUAAAUUUUGCAGUCUUUUAACUAGGAUGUGGUUAGUAGAUAUAUUGUGUUAAAUGUUGAAAAUGCUCAGUAUGGUGCUAGUGUCUGCAGCACUAACAUUAAAAACGUCUUCUAAGCAACAUGUUAUUGGGAAUUUCCCAUGAAUACAACCUGCUUGAUCUUUCUGCUGAUUUUUUGAGAUUGUGUUUUUUCCUGUGGAUGAACAAAAGACGGAGAGGUAAUGAUGUUGACAUCUUAUUUGUACAUUUCUGUAGAAACUUGUAAACAAACAUAUUUAUAGAUCUUUUAUAUAUCUGAUAUUAUUGCUUAUUUCUGAUAUUCUGAUUGUCUAAUUAUUUUAAAUGCUUACUUUGUUAUAUGCUAUGGUAGACAAAGUAAUUUAAAUAAUAAUAAUAAUAAAAAAAAAUUCAGAAUAAAGAGUAAA
Messenger RNA from Pangasianodon hypophthalmus (striped catfish), 2083 nucleotides. RefSeq names its product G protein-coupled receptor 34 like (gene gpr34l). Bases 376 to 1359 code for a protein of 327 amino acids. Gene Ontology annotation, cellular component: membrane. The transcript has 2 exons. NCBI's taxonomy places the organism in Eukaryota, Metazoa, Chordata, Actinopteri, Siluriformes, Pangasiidae. Gene Ontology annotation, molecular function: G protein-coupled purinergic nucleotide receptor activity. The record is from RefSeq and is a predicted model, not a curated record. Gene Ontology annotation, biological process: G protein-coupled receptor signaling pathway.